GAGUCCCAUUAACAUCUCGUCCGUUUUUCUGCCGUAGGAUAACUUUUAACGACUCCAACAACGCUUCCACCAGUUAGAGCAUCAUUUUUCUUGUAAAGCCUUGGGACAUUCAUUGUUGACGAAUCUCCGUCUUUUCCAUCUUCGUAUAACAAAGAAAGAAGGCUACGAAGCGUACGCGUUGAGCUAGAAUUCGUGUCGUCAAUGUUUGUUUUCCAGCAGGUGUUUACGAAGGACUCAUAAAAUUAUGGAUAUACCAUCCACACAUCUUGACCAGAAUAUCGACAAGGUUGUGGAUGGACUAAUACGGUUGUCUCUUUCAAGUUCCCCAGAAUCCAACGAUCCUGAAUUGAUAAGCAAAAGACUUGCCAGACACAGAAGAAACAACUCACUUAAUAAACCAUUUACAGCACCAUCCUCUCGAAGAGGGAGCUUUGGUAAACAUCAUCGAAAGACAGGAACAGCUGAAAGUCGAUUGGGUGUCCAAAGAUCUUUCUCUGGAAUGCCUUCCUCGAUUGGCUUAUACAAUACUUCAACUCCGCUUGCUAGCAGUGAAAAAUUGCCAUUUCCAGAAGUAACCCCUAGUCAAUCCUCUGCUGCUGUUACUUCAAGUGACAAGAACAAAUCGACUAAGGACGAUGGAGACUCAGAAGACAAGCAUCCUUCAAAUACACCAGAUGAGUUCCCUACUUUUCCGGAUGAUAAUAGCGGCGAUGACCAUGAUGAUGACCAUGACGAUGAACGGCUCUCUCCAGUGCUCUUAGCACUUCAUACAAAUGAACAAGACAGUGAUAUUUCAGACAACGAGUUUACUCUUAACCCGCAUGCCGAUACAAACAAUUUACUUGGACGCCUCGAUGAUGAGCUCAACCCACAAAGCCCACGAGUCACCGGUUCUAACAAGUUAUCACCAAAUGAUUUAGAAAACGAAAUUGGUAACGCUACAAACAUUAACCUUCAGCGCCGUCUUUCAGACAUAUCCAUUCCGGCCUCUGCUCUUAAUGAGUUACAGGAACGUCAUGAAAGCAUCAGGCGUGAACUCAAGGAAGCUCAACCUUCAUCCACCCUCACCUUGAAAGAACAAGCGCAAGUCAUUGACAACCUCCGUAAGGAGGUAUUUGGCUUAAAGCUUAAGUGUUAUUUUCUGUAUGACCAGCUCAACAAAUUUCAUGAUCAAGACAUGAAAGAUGUAAUGAAGCAAAAUGUUGAUCUUAAAACAUUGACAAUGGAACUUCAGCGUACGGUGGUUGGCUACGAGAAAAAGAACCAAGAGUUACAACGAGAGUUGGAGCAGGCAAUGCAAAGUGCUGCGGCAGCCAAGAGAGAUUAUGUAAACGGAAACGAACGACCCUCUAGUUCUUCGACACAACAAUUUACUGAGAGUGAACAGGAGCUUAUUCUGAAGAUGCUCGAAAAGGAGCGCUCGGAGAAUGCUGCCUUAACAAAGGAGCUGGAUUCCUUGCGAAUAAUUGCGAAGAAUAAUACUGACCCCAAUUCACAAUUAGUUGAAUCGUUACAGAGAAACAAUAAUCUUCUGCGUAAAGAUCUGAGUACGCUUAACGAAUCACUUAUGAUGGUUACGUACGAAAAGGACCAGCUACUCCAACAGUUGGAUAAUGCUAUGGCAAAAAUGAAAGAAGAGAAGGAGCGGGUACUCCUGGAUGCCGAAAAGAGUCAAAACGAAAUCUGGGACCAAAUGAUCUCUUUUAAGAUGAAAACUCAAGAGCAAGCGGUUGAACUUGCACGUCUUCAAAGAGAGCUUGAUUCGCUUGAAUCGGAUUCUGAAGGAAAGCUUUCUAAAAUGGAAGCUCAAUGGAAGGAAGACGUAGAGCAUCUUCAACAGUUCGCCGAGGAUUUAACUGCUGACUUGGAGCAGAAGAAGGAGGAAUUGACUCGUACCACAAAAGAAUCACAGACUUAUGAAAGUGCAUUGAAUACCCUUCGACAAGAGGCCGAAGCUGAACUCGACAAACUAGACAAAAUCAUAAAGGACAACGGCGAAAGCAUUAAUCUCUUUAAGACCGAGAUAGAGAGACUGAACGAGGAACUCUCAGUGAUGACUGAAAACUACGAUAAGAAGUGUGAUGAACUUGAUUCUUUAAAGAAAAAUUCAUUAAGUAAGGAAUCAGAACAUGCCGCUGAACUUGCAAAUAUUAGGUCAGAGAAACAGUCCCUCGAAAAUAGUCUCAAGGAGGCCAAUGAUGAUUAUCAUGUUCUUCAAGAAGAAUUGGAUUCCAUGCGCACGAAGAUUUCUGAAUGCGAAACGAGUUUAUCUGACAAGGAACAACAAAUCAAGACACUGCAAUCCGAGAACGAACAGCACCUAUCAUUGGAGGAAGAUCUUAAAGAUCAAUUAAAGAAAUCAGAAUCCGAGUUGUCUGACUUGCGUGAACAAUGCCAGCAAUUAUCGGCUGAGGAAAUUGCCAUCCAACAGCAAAAGUGUGAGGAUUUGAAGAAGGAGACCGCACAACUUCAACAAGAAAAGUCGAAACUUAAUAAGGAUUAUACUGUUCUUCAAAGACGUUACUCCGUUCUUGAACAAAGACUGAACUCUUUGGAGGAUGGCAUAGUGAAGACUUUUGAUCGAAAAGUUGAUCACUGUUCUACGGAGAUUCUCCUACGUCAAAUCAAAUGGCUUAAGGAAAUUGAACGACACAACUCAUCAGAUUACGAUAUGAUCCAGCGGAAGGUCACAAGGCUCGAGCAAAGUCUCAAAGAUCGUGACAAUGCUCUAGAUAAUGCCAAUGUGGAGCGGAAAGAGCUUAAGGUAUUACUGGAUUCUGAGAAACGGGCUAAAAAGAUGUUGCAAAACCAAUACGAGUCUUUGAAGCAGCUUCAAAGAUUGUCGCAGCUCGAUGCCGUUGGCUCCUCACCUUCAGGCAAGGCGAAGGUUCGCGAAAUUAAAUCUCUGCAGCAAAUGGAACGUAAGUUCAAGGAGCAGAGUGUUGAGCAGCUUUCUUACUUGCAAACUUUUGUACAGCGACUUGGCAAAGUGUUUAGCAUCAAUGGUUUGCCUUCAUUUACACCUGUGUCUUCGGAUUCUCCUGGUUCAUCAUUCCUUCAGCUCCAACGAAGUGCAGACUUCUGUCUUAAGGAAGCGGAUCAUCUCCUAACUGGUGUGACACGGAAGUACAAGGUGAUGGAACGCAGUAUGGUCACCGAAAUGGCGAAACUAAGUGAUGCCCUAGAUGCUUGUAUUAAGCGAACAGAACGUCUCGAAGGACGUUUACAAAGUAAUUCAUCUCUUAUACCCGGCUCCCCUCGAGGCCGAACUUCAAGAAGUAUUUCUCGGGAAAGUGUGACUCGACGGUCAAUGGACGAUCGACGUCCGCUUAAUGUUUCAAAAGAAAAGCUUCUUUUGCAAAAGGAUCUUGGAGAGCUUAAGCGUGACACCGAUGAAAUGGGCACUGUCUGGCUCGCAAGAUUGCGAGAUAUGGAAUUCCAAUUGAAAGCCGAGCAGGAAGCGCGAAGAAGAGAUAAUAAGGGAGCAAAGGAAAGAUUAGAUGAAUUGCUUAAGCACAAUCGUGACCUCACCACACAGCUUUCGAAAGAUCGAGCGUAUGCGUCACGUACGGGUUCUUGGAGCAGUACGAAAACUCGAGAUUAAAAGCGAUGGUGAAGCAAAAGCAUUUGUUAUUGUUUUCUUCUGACACCCUUUUUAUUUAUUGUAUAUUUUCAUUUGGUUCCGUAUAACAACCAACGCUCGAAUGGCUUUCGAUUUUACAAGUCAAAAAGUUUAUGGCAUCCUUUAUCACAAUUACAGAAAAAACAAACAAACACAUUCUUUUUUUUUUUUCCUUGAACAUAAAUUAUACACUCCGUCUUUUUGAGUAUUAUUUACUAAUUCCUGCCUACUUUAAUCAAUUUAUAGAGUAUACUUUUUGGUUGCUCGCCUUCGAGUAAUAUAGGAAAUCCUGUAGGUGGAAAUAAACGACAAAAAGGUCACUAGACAUUUAACAAACUAAACAUGAUUACUUGACAGCGCUUCAAUAACUUCAUUCGCCC
Messenger RNA from Schizosaccharomyces japonicus yFS275, 4002 nucleotides. RefSeq names its product MT organizer Mto1. Gene Ontology annotation, cellular component: cytoplasm; microtubule organizing center. The record is from RefSeq and is a predicted model, not a curated record. The coding region runs from base 245 to 3604 and encodes 1119 amino acids. The transcript has a single exon. NCBI's taxonomy places the organism in Eukaryota, Fungi, Ascomycota, Schizosaccharomycetes, Schizosaccharomycetales, Schizosaccharomycetaceae.